AUGGCUCACAAGGCAUUCUCUUCCCACGUCUUCAAUGACCGUUCCUAUACAGUGAAACAUCGCUUCAAGCAACAUCCCAGAGCGAACGGCAUAUUCUGUUUCUCCCAUACUCUGCGCCCCGCCAAUGCUUCGCCGAGAGCGCGCCCCGUUGCAUUGGUCUCUGGAUAUGUUAUCCUUCGCGAUCGUCUGGCUGCUUCCCGUCGGUGGUACGCGGAGAUGUUUGUCCCGUCUCGGGUGACUGCCGAGCUUUCUCUACUUUUUGAUGCUCGCGGCCGCCUUCUUGCUGAGCAUCUGUCAAGUCUGUACUUGCGCAACAACACCGUCUGGGGCCACGAGCUCAGCGAAGGGAACUUACUGCUGGUCACCGAGCUCCGAGUCGUAGAGUCGCACCGUAGGCAGGGGAUCGCUGCUUGGCUGCUCGACCUCGUUCUUUCUGAGCCAACCAUCGCCCGCCCGCCGCAGGCCGACUGGAGGAUCAUGCAUCCGCCGCCGGAAAAGUGCGAGUUUGCGAUAGCUUCGCCUUGUGGGCCCCGCGAAGAAGGCACGUCUGAAGAGCAGCGUAAAGAACAGUCGCAAGCCGCUGAGCGAACCUUCCAACGCGUCGGCUUCAGACGUAUCGGGCGCUCCGCGUUCUUAGCGAAGCCUUUGCGAGAUUUGUCACACCCAGCUCUUCGCCUACCCGCACGAGACGACGCGAGGGAGCUUUCGCCUCCUGUACCUUCUCGUCCUCUCCCGGUGUUAUCGCCCUUCAUGCGCACCUUAUCGCGGCCAAACUGGCCUGAUAACUGGCAGCGAUUACCGUUGCAUGGGAUGAUCUCCUCGCAGGAUUGCUCUGACGCCGAGAUUCUUGCCGCUCUUUCGCGCCUCUCCUCGUCGGCCGAACUUGCCCAUCUUUGCACCCCGGAUCCCCUCGCCAUGAAUGCGACUCCGCUCCACCUGGCUGCUAUGCAGGGUCGAGCUUCAGUCUUAGAAAAGCUCCUGACCACCGACGCUCGUGGCAACGUCUUCGCCGCCACGGCGCAAGGACGCCUGCCUUUGGAUUGUUUGCAGCGCGCGAUGCGCGAGGAGAAGGCGUCGGUCGCAGCUUUGGGUCUGCGGGAAUGGCCUGGUUAUUCCGUGUCGGCUAUUCAGGCUCAGGCCAUCUUGCUCGCAGCAAUGGGGAAACCUAUUCCCAGCGAGGUCGCCGCAAGAUGGGGCUGCACCUGCGGACGUUGCGCAAAGGGGUGGUUUUCGCCGGCGAUGAGUUAUCAGAUGAGCGUGCAUGCUGAAGUCGCCGCGACCUCUAUACGUUUGAGUCUGGCAUCCACCCCUGCCGACGAGACACGAGGUCGCAUUCGACUUUACAAGACGUCAACUUUGGACCUGAUACAUUUCAUGAACUACAUUCCCACCUCAAUUCGUGAACCAGGAUUGCAAGCAACUUUCAUCGAAGGCUAUGCGGCAGUGUUGCAAGCAACGGCGUCUCUCACGAGACAGAAGAUCGUGCCAAGCGUCGAGGUCGUCUCCGAACACGCGCUCCGCCAAGGAGGCGAACACUUCAGCGCAAGCGCCGUGGAGUUCUUUAUUCAGAAAGGGGGCACUAUCGAGCACGCUUUGAAUGGCGUCUUGCAUACUGCGUGGGAGCAGGGCCCGGGAGGCGACGGGACGCUCCUCAUGGUUGAUAGCCACGCUGAUGAGCUUAGGAGCCUACCGGCGUGCGACAACGAUGAGGACUAUCAUCUGCUUCGAGCAAAUCUCAAGAUUCCGGUGACUCUGAACGGUCGCCUAAGUUCGGGCUGGUUGGACCAAUACUUAGUGGCGGAGCCGUCGCGUGAUGGCGAAGAAAGCGCGGAGUCAUCGCAGGAUGAGAUAUGA
This is a messenger RNA of Peniophora sp. CBMAI 1063, 1854 nucleotides long. The record is from the annotation of a GenBank genome assembly. NCBI's taxonomy places the organism in Eukaryota, Fungi, Basidiomycota, Agaricomycetes, Russulales, Peniophoraceae.